Pomacea canaliculata is the source of this 1625-nucleotide messenger RNA. RefSeq lists its product as uncharacterized. The transcript has 10 exons. The coding region runs from base 155 to 1228 and encodes 357 amino acids. The record is from RefSeq and is a predicted model, not a curated record. NCBI's taxonomy places the organism in Eukaryota, Metazoa, Mollusca, Gastropoda, Architaenioglossa, Ampullariidae.
CUAACCAAAAAAAUGGACGUGCCUUGUGGUGGUGGGUGACGACUAGAGAUAGGCUUCCCAAAGAAAAUUUGUUGCUUUGGGUUGCAAUGUUCUAGUCAUCUACUUUCGCAAGACAACAAAAUACCCAAGGAAGUAUUGGCCGCCAACGCUUGCCAUGGGCGACUGGUGGGAAACAAACCGCAUUUCCCACGCAGUGUAUAACGUUCAGUCUAGGACAUUAGAAGGUGGUGGCAGGACAAAAGAAAAAGCCUACAGACUGCACAGUUUUAGACCGAUCAACACAAAUCGUAGACGGUCCAUGUUGACGGAGCUUCCAAGACAGAAGUCACGGUCACCGAGACCUUCAACUCCUAGAACGUCGAGACAACAGUCUUCUUUGCAGAAGCAGUUACCCAAGCUCCUGGUCAAACAAGGUCAAAGUAGCUCUGUUGUGACGGGACACGCGGAUUGGCAUGCCGGUCUUUAUCGUAGAGGUAACAACAAUGCGAAUAGGACAACAAAGCUGGAUAACAAACGCAAGGUGAAUGCGAUGUUUCAAGAAAAGACCUUCAAUGUAUCUACUCCUAAGACAAAGUUGCCAAAUUUGUCGGCGAAUGAAGGUAGCAAGUCUACAUUGCGAGAACUACCGAUAAAAGCUUAUUGCGCACAGAUCGUGAACAGUUCCUUUCCUAGCAUUAAGCCAAAGCCACAGAUGCGCCUUAUGGCUGAAAGUAUAAAAGAGGAUUUUAAGGAAACACAGGGGAUUCAUGAACAGACGUUCUCAGAGAAAAGACGACGAAGUCAAAAGAAAAUAGAGUUGAUGAGAUACAUGUACUACAAGUCUGAGAUCAACCGUGCUAUUUAUUUGAGGUGUUGCAUGUCUAUACCAAAUAACAGAUUCAUCGAUGAACCUGUUUUUAUGAACGAGACAAACAACUAUGACAGAAUCAUGAACGACCCAUAUUACGCGUCUUCCUUAAUAGGAGGGCAUAUUCCCAAGCCAGAGGCCACUCCCGCUUUUAAUUCCUGUCGCCAGCCUCACAACCCUUUGGUGAGUCGUGACGUGUGCAAAAAGCCCAGCCCAGAGACCCAACCCUCUAAGCCGAAAAGACGCCGAAGCAAAGGACUUCAACCUCAACCUGCGCAAGACACAGUUCACCUCGGAGCUACUGCCAAGCAGCCUCUCCCACCAUUAGUGGGUCCUACAAGAACUAAUCCGAACUAUUGGUCAUGUAAACCACAAUACUAAUGUAAUAUCUGUGAUGUGAUUUUAGAACAUUAAUGCGGAGUUGUGCCAACGAGGGCUAAUCAUUUACUACCUAAUUACCAUCAUCCAACAGACAUUUCUGGAAUGUGUGUGGCUGCAUGGAGGAUGCAUACGACAUGUUGCGGUAGAAUAGUAUAGAUAAUGAUUUUCUGCAAGAAAACAGAAAAGUCUAGCGACCAUGUUUGCACAUGCACAGCGUGGAUGCGAAGAAAUGUGUACUUCUUAGUCUAAGUUGUCAGAGGAAGGGGUGAUCUAGCGUUACCUCACCCGCCACCAUAGCACGUUAGAGUUUACAGUUCAUGACUUGAACUCAUGAUAAAUGUGUGAAGAUCAUUGUACUGAAUUAAUGUAUAUUUACAAAUAAACAACUGAAUUUUUU